Molecule: messenger RNA, 2331 nt
Organism: Cavia porcellus (domestic guinea pig)
Lineage: Eukaryota; Metazoa; Chordata; Mammalia; Rodentia; Caviidae
Gene: Idh1
Product: isocitrate dehydrogenase (NADP(+)) 1
Exons: 9
Coding region: 206-1450 (414 amino acids)
Biological process (GO): isocitrate metabolic process; NADP+ metabolic process
Cellular component (GO): cytosol; peroxisome; mitochondrion
Molecular function (GO): NAD binding; magnesium ion binding; isocitrate dehydrogenase (NADP+) activity
Source: RefSeq, a predicted model, not a curated record
GGGUGGGGCCCGGGAGGGGACAAAAACCCAGAAAGAGAGCGGUGCGGCUCCGCCCUCCGGUCCCUAGUUUGCGGCGCUCCGUGUUCGAAGCUAGGUUGCGGGGCUCGGGAAGGACUGCCCGUGUGCGUGCGUGAGAGAACGUGUGCUUGCCGCGGCCGCCUGGAACUCACUGCAGGCCUCUCCCUAAGGUUUAUUGUCAGUAAAAAUGUCCAGAAAGAUCCACGGCGGUUCGGUGGUAGAGAUGCAAGGAGAUGAGAUGACGCGCGUCAUUUGGGAACUGAUUAAAGAAAAGCUCAUUUUUCCCUACGUGGAACUGGAUCUACACAGCUAUGACUUAGGUAUAGAGAAUCGGGAUGCCACCCACGACCAAGUCACCAAGGAUGCUGCCGAAGCUAUAAAGAAGUACAACGUGGGCAUCAAGUGUGCCACCAUCACCCCCGACGAGAAGAGGGUUGAGGAGUUCAAGUUGAAACAAAUGUGGAAAUCACCCAAUGGCACCAUCCGAAAUAUUCUAGGGGGCACUGUCUUCAGAGAAGCUAUUAUCUGUAAAAAUAUUCCCCGCCUAGUGUCGGGGUGGCUAAAACCCAUCAUCAUAGGCCGUCAUGCAUAUGGGGAUCAAUAUAGAGCAACUGAUUUUGUCGUUCCCGGGCCUGGGAAAGUAGAGAUAACCUACACCCCAAGCGAUGGAAGCCAGAAGGUGACAUACCUGGUCCAUAACUUUGAAGAGGGUGGUGGCGUUGCCAUGGGGAUGUACAAUCAAGAUAAGUCCAUUGAAGACUUUGCGCACAGUUCCUUCCAGAUGGCUCUGUCUAAGGGUUGGCCUCUGUAUCUGAGCACCAAAAACACUAUUCUGAAGAAAUAUGAUGGCCGCUUUAAAGACAUCUUUCAGGAGAUAUAUGACAAGCAGUACAAGUCCCAGUUUGAAGCCCAGAAGAUCUGGUACGAGCACAGGCUCAUCGAUGAUAUGGUGGCCCAAGCUAUGAAGUCAGAGGGGGGCUUCAUCUGGGCCUGUAAGAACUACGACGGUGACGUCCAGUCGGAUUCUGUGGCCCAAGGUUACGGCUCCCUUGGCAUGAUGACCAGCGUGCUGGUUUGUCCGGAUGGCAAGACGGUAGAAGCGGAGGCUGCCCACGGGACUGUGACACGCCACUACCGCAUGUACCAGAAGGGGCAGGAGACCUCCACCAAUCCUAUUGCGUCCAUUUUUGCCUGGACCAGAGGGUUGGCCCACAGAGCGAAGCUGGACAACAAUAAGGAGCUCGACUUCUUUGCCAAAGCUUUGGAAGAAGUCUGCAUCGAGACCAUUGAGGCUGGCUUCAUGACCAAGGACUUGGCUGCUUGCAUUAAAGGGUUACCCAAUGUGCAACGUUCUGACUAUUUGAAUACAUUUGAGUUCAUGGACAAACUCGGAGAAAACUUGAAGACAAAACUAGCUCAGGCCAAACUCUAAGGCCACCCCUGGGCCGAGGAGGAGACACGUGGUCUACAGGUUUACAUGGUUUUUUUUUUUUUUUUUUUUGUAUAACACUCAAAGAGUAUAAAAGCAAAAUCAGUUUUGUAAUUUGUUUAGAAGCCAGAGUUGAUCUUUUCUAUGAGUUUAUAGCCUUUUUCUUAUACACAUACGGUUAAGCCAUCUUUGUGAGUAUAGCAGGCGACCUUUUUUAAAAUUGUAUUUUAUUUUCUGGUCGCAGCCUUGGAAUUGUUUUAAUAUUCACUCCUGUUCAUAGUCACUUUCUCUGUGUUCCGAUAUAAAUGACCAAAAUCAAGAGAGCUCGAAAGGCUGCCUUUUCCCAGUAACCUUUGGGAACAGUCGCCACCGUACUGUUGCCUAAAAUCCGAGUGAAACAGAAAUUCACUGCCUUCCCUCCCAUCCGGAGCACCGGCACUGGGCGGUCUUAAUUAUUACAGAUGUCCAGGAAGGUAAGGAUAGAGCUCUAUUGUGAGCUCACACUGGAUUGGAGCAGAGGAUGAGCGUAACUGAAGUGUGUUGAUGACCCCAUAGUCAUUUUUGUAAAAUGCUUGUUAAAUGUGUCCAGUAUGCUGAAUAUUUUUGAGUCCGCCAGGGAGUUCAAAAUCCAGAGGAAAUACUGACUAGAGGAUUGGACCUCUGCGUUUGUCUCUUCCUGUUCCUAGCUUGACCUGAGUAUUACACUACCCAAAAUAGCAUAUUCCAUCCACGUGCAAUAAUGUAAGCUGUACCAUUUGUGGCCUUCUGUUGGCCUAUUUCCUUUUUAUAUAAAUGUGAUUUUCCAGAAGCUGAUAUUAAACACUAUUCUGGCCCGGUUUUUCAUCUGAACUGUUAAUUUUAAUUAAAAUGAUGUUCUAAUCGUU